Striga asiatica is the source of this 387-nucleotide messenger RNA. The record is from the annotation of a GenBank genome assembly. Lineage: Eukaryota; Viridiplantae; Streptophyta; Magnoliopsida; Lamiales; Orobanchaceae.
AUGAGUCGGGACUAUGAUUAUGAUAGAGAAAUCGAAGAAUACUCGACUGCAGUUGCAGCAGCCGCUUAUGCCGAAACAUCAAAGCAAAGCUCACAAGACCAUGACAAGAAGAAGAUGGAUGUAAAGAAAACAAGUCCUUAUACAGAUGAAAGUAGCAUCAAAUCAUCAAUGAAUUCGGAAUUUGAGAAACUCGGAAGGCCUCAAACUUCGGUAGACGAGCAUUUAAAUACAAAUGACGGCGAGAAAAUUCCCGAGACUCCACUUUCCAAAACCGAACGUACGCCAAUAUUUGAGACAUCAGCAAGGCAAAGUAAGACGAGGCAGCUUGGACCUAAUGAAUCCAUGGCUAAUGCUUGGGAAAAAGAAGAGAUGGCAAGCAUAAAAGAG